This is a messenger RNA of Misgurnus anguillicaudatus (oriental weatherfish), 1257 nucleotides long. It is a transcript of the gene tmem74b, whose product is annotated as transmembrane protein 74B. NCBI's taxonomy places the organism in Eukaryota, Metazoa, Chordata, Actinopteri, Cypriniformes, Cobitidae. The record is from RefSeq and is a predicted model, not a curated record.
GCAAGAUCAAUUCCUCAAUGAGCAGUCUAUGUUAACAGACACCAGUGUUUGUGAGGCUGAUGUAGGGCAGUGGAUUUUACAACUAUACACAAACAAACUAUACCAUAUGUGCACAUGCAGCACUGGAUUUAUGACGAAUAAUCUAGCAUGUGCGUUUGCGUUCAAUGCUUAACAUGAGUGUUUCGCGCAUGGCUAAAUCUUCCCCCGAGAUCUCCGUGGAGAAGGUCUUCCUCCCAGCAUUUCACCCUUACCAUGAUAUCUGUGGAGCAAUCGAGCCUGAAGGUGAAAAGACAGCUAUUUGAUUCAACAUGAGUGUACGGGCGCAGUGUCGAUGGAGUUGAACGCCGUGGAGCUCCGUGAUUUGGGGGAUGGGAGCAGGAGAGAACCUCAUCCGGCCACUUCAGCACCGCGGACAGCGAACGGCAUUGAAAACGCGUCGUUCGAGGAUGAAGAACCCGGAUCGAGGAUCCGAGUCACCUCGGGAACAUCCGGAGGAGAUCCACCGCCUAUACAGAGAGAAGUGCCAUCCCCGCGCUCCGACGACGAACCCGAGCUCGAGUACAACGACCAUUCGGUGGACUACGGCUUUAUAUGCGCGCUCGUGUUCCUCGUGAGCGGGAUCAUAUUGGUCGUGAUAGCCUACACGAUCCCCAGAGAGGCCAAAGUCAACCCGGACCAAGUAACAGCGCGCCAGAUGGAGAAGUUGGAGAUGUAUUACUCGCAGCUCGGUUCGCACCUCGACAAAUGCAUUAUUGCUGGACUUGGCUUGCUGACUCUUGGAGGGAUGCUUUUGUCUGUUUUGUUAAUGGUGUCUAUAUGUAAGGGAGAACUGUAUCGACGGAGAACGUUCGCCAGGAGACCCAUGAAGUCGUAUGGGUCCAUCAAUAUGAGGAUGAGGCAAUUGGCGGAGGGUGAUGGGAGAGACGCGCUCGUGGAGUGUGAGCGAGGUGCUGACGCCGAUGCCGCGCAUGGUAACCGAGAUCCUACGGGAGCGCAAAGCACGUAGCACAACCGGAUCACAAACGUAAGCUGUAUUUCCAGAAGGUAACAUCAGUUCUUGCAAAGCAGCCAAGUUUGUUUGUGUUUAACGUAUGUUGUAAUGACUAAAUUGUAUUUUGGAAAUUUUAGUCUUACGUUUCAAAGUAAAAAGUUGAUAAAAACACCAUUAAAAUCAAGGUAACUUCUUUAUUGGGAUAUACUAGUGGGCAAAAGUGAUAUGCAGAGGCCAUAUUUGUACAAUAUUUGCUUUAAAUGUAC